AUGAUGUGGCCACCGAGAAGAGGAUCAAGAGAAGCGCCGUACUUCGAUGGCAGCAAGCUUGAGGAACUUCUGUGGUUCUUUGAAGACAUUGAGAUGUUAGCUGCCGACUUCCAGAAGGACGCUGAGUGGAUGUGCAAGCAAGUGACAUACUAUGCAGCAACGAGCUGUAGCAGUUUGUGGGCUACCGUGCCCGAGUUGAAGAAGAAAGGAGUGCACAAUUGGAGCAUUGUGAAAGAGGAGAUCAGAAAGCUCUAUCCGGAGCUGAUCAAUGGUCAACGCUAUACGAGAGCCAAUAUCACGCAACUAGUCAAUGUGCAGAGUGAGAAGGAAAUGACAGUGCAGACAGAGUUUGGCUGCUACUGCUGCAAGUUCCAGGUGCAAGCAGAGUACUUGAAGGAGCAAGGGAAUAUGUCAGCAUGCAAGUUAGACUACAAGCCUGUGUUCACAGUAGGCACAAUCAAUGAAGCAAAAGAUAGGUCAAAUGCAAGUGAGGGAGAAAAGUAUGAAGCUGUUCUUGGAGCAGAUUUGGAUGCAGAGGUGAUGAGGUUGGAGGAAUGCUUGAGGGAUGUGAAGAGACAAAGAGAGGAGGCAAGGACCAUGAAGGCUAACACAAAGCCAGUCAAAGUCAGACUAAAGCAAAGUACUGAGUUGAGCAAGAUCAUCAAGCAGGUCUUAGACCAGAUGAUGGACAGUGUUGUCACAUUAACACACUGUGAGUUGUUUGCAAUAGCUCUGGAGCUUGAGUGCCAGUAUGCAGCUAAGCUUAUGAGGAUGACUCAGAUGUAUGACAAAAUGCUGAACAAGGCCAGAAGUGGACCUGCAAAGGCAGAGGAGGAAGAGACAAGUGAGGAAGCAAGGACUGACAGUAGAGAAGAUUAG
Fomitiporia mediterranea MF3/22 is the source of this 879-nucleotide messenger RNA. RefSeq lists its product as uncharacterized. The transcript has 2 exons. The record is from RefSeq and is a predicted model, not a curated record. Lineage: Eukaryota; Fungi; Basidiomycota; Agaricomycetes; Hymenochaetales; Hymenochaetaceae. The coding region runs from base 1 to 879 and encodes 292 amino acids.